This is a messenger RNA of Spodoptera litura, 870 nucleotides long. RefSeq names its product ribonuclease P protein subunit Rpp30 (gene Rpp30). Gene Ontology annotation, cellular component: nucleolar ribonuclease P complex. Gene Ontology annotation, molecular function: RNA binding. Lineage: Eukaryota; Metazoa; Arthropoda; Insecta; Lepidoptera; Noctuidae. The record is from RefSeq and is a predicted model, not a curated record. Gene Ontology annotation, biological process: tRNA processing.
UCCACAACAAAUAGCACGUUAUUUAUUUUCUCUCGCCGUGCCGAUACCAUCAAAGUUCAGUUAUAUAUCUAGGGUUCCAUUUAAAUAAUGGCUAAUCGCAACUGGGGCUUCUGUGAUCUGUCUGUUAGCAAAAAUUUUGAACCUGAUAAAUUACAUCUUAUAGAAAAACUUGGUUUUAAUACCAUUGCUAUCAAUUCACAUGUUGAGGAACCAUCGGACGAGCCUAAAAAGAAGAAAAAGAAAGGAGAAACCAGGGAUAAGAAAGACUACGUACCGCCACCACCAUCAGUUAUUAAAGAUACUAGUUCAAAACUCAAUAUUUUACAGAGGGUAACUAUUGAAUUUUCCGACUCUAGUAUAUCACACAAAAUUAAUCAAUCUGAAAAUCUUAAACAGUAUGAUAUAAUUGCUGUGUUACCUAAGACUUUACAAGCAUUCCAGUAUGCUUGUGCCUCUAUGGAUAUAGAUAUAAUAACUUUUGAACCGGAAUGUAGAAUUCCUUUUAAAAUAAGCCGAAAACUGUACACACAAGCAGUUGACAGGGGUAUAUUCUUCGAAAUAAUGUACUCACCAGCUAUAAGAGAUUCAACAUGCAGAAAGAACAUUAUCAGCACUGCACACAUAUACCAUGCAGUCGGAAAAUCAAGAAACAUAGUGGUGACCAGUGGAGCUGAGAAUUACAUGCAAGUAAGAGAUGUGCAUGAUGUUAUCAAUUUGGGAUUUCUACUGGGGCUAAACAGUAACGAGAGUCUUGAAGUUGUGCGGAACAAUGCAAGGCGACUUAUCCUGAAAGCGGAGGCCAGGAAACAUGGUAAACAUUAUAUACUUGUUGAUUCAAUAAAUGAUGACAGUAAAAUGUCUGAAGAUUAA